AUGGCAUCUGAACGGCUUCCAGGAAAUAUUUCUAAAAAGGGCAAUAAUGGAUUCGCAUUAAGCAAAGCGGAAGAUGGUCCUCCGCCAUACGAUAUACACCGGGUUGGACAAUAUUUCAGUAACAUCCCGGCUCUCAGGUUCCCCGAUCUUGGGCCAGCCACAGACAAGACCGUCACCAAGGACCAAUGUAUUUUACACCUGAAGCUACUUGCAGCAUUCGCCGACUUGCGCUCCACGGUCUCCACCGUUGACGGGCUAUUUGGGAUACAUGACUCCCAGGCAGACAAGUUUGGUGGUGGUGACGACAUGGCCAAAUGCAGGGCUUUGAUACGUAUCAGAGAGAAGCGCUGGGAAGUGUACACCUCCCGAGCAGUGGAUCGCUACGUGGAAUGGUGGACAAAGAUUGUGCCCGCUGGACAACUCCCUACUGUUUCCCAGAUUAUACAACUUCAAUAUUCUAUUAUAGGGUCCAACCCACUGCCCUGGUCGGCAAAUAAUUUGCCCCCUCUUGAUGUCCUCAUGGUUUGGCAUGCUCACAUGCUCAACCCUCGUGCUUACCUAGAAGACUGCAUCCGAGUCUCCAAGAUGGCCUUGUGGAACACCGACUUUCCCUGGCAGUUAAUUGACGACGCCAUAGAUACUCAAACCUUCAACUAUAACCCCAGUGACGAAGCAAUAAGGACUUUCACUGGGAUAACUGGGCGUCUUUGGGAUAAUCUGGAUGAGUCCGAAGAGAAGACUCUCGAGUGUCUUAUGUGUUCGCGCCAAUUGAAUGUCCCCUGGACAACAGGAGAGAUUGGACAUUCGCCAGAUUAUGCAUUUGAAGAGUGCACUGGAUAUGCCGACAGUGGCUUUGAGGCUUACUAUGUGGAAGACCUGCUAGCCUUUGACCAUCCAAUGCCCGGAACGUAUCUGAAUCUAAAUGGUGUUCCGAGCCAACUUCAGGAGCUUUCAUUCCCAAACGCUCUAAUCAAGGCUGGUCAACGUACAGUUUACAAUUGCAUCGAACCCGGCGGAACCGUGAACGACAUGAAUGGUGUGCGACGUCUUCUUGAAGCACAAAUGGGCAACUUGUACCUUAUCAAAACUAUCAGUGGCGACGGCGGAAAAGUCAGAUUGACAAAAAUUCAAAAAAUAAGUAUACGACGCAUGAUGUCCCAUUACUGGGAGAACAGUUCUAUGUUCGGCCUGGACCUCGUCGGGGCAGUUAUCCGGCAGGGUACAUUUAUACAAAAAAUGGAUAAUCUCGACUGGAUACACUCACCAGCUCUUUCAACGACGAUGGAACGAUUGAUUCUCAAAUACAUGACUUUUCUCGCAAUCAUGUUCAGUAACCCCACUAAAAUGGCUGUACCAACAUUAGAUGUUGAUCUUGCAUGGCACACACAUCAAAUGUCUGCGCCUCGAUACUACUACUAUACAACAAACCGAUCAGUCCGAUCCGGACCCCGGACAUUCACAAACCACGACGAUAAAGUCGACGAAGGAAAGCUCUCCGAUGCAUUCGAAUGGACCAGCAACGAAUACAAAGUCAUCACCAAUGGCGAGAUAUACAGUGAAUGUACCUGCUGGUACUGUGAGGCCACACGGGAACCCAUUUUAUACUCCGGUAGCACCAUGGUUUCAUCAACAACAAGACAUGCGCGCACACUAGCCAAAAAUUUACAUGACGACCCAACAAUCUCCUCAGAGCCGGAUAAAAACCCACAUAUUUCUACACAUAAUGCUGUGCGCUCCCGCAAAGUGGAGGCCCCAGAGGACGUAAGAACGAUGCGUCUCCGAGGACUGUGGGAUAAGGCCUGUCGUCGAGCACAGAAACGACGCGAGAAGGAGGGCAGCGCCGGUGAAGGUAACAACACCUUAACGAUGGAUGCUUAUCAUCCGAUGAUAUGGGGCUAUCCCUAUUAUCUUCCACUGUAUUCGCCAUACAUGGUGGACCCAAGCAUUAGUACUGGCCCUUAUCCCAGCAACCCGGGCUGGAUGAAUGCCAAUGUUGGGGGAUACGGUAACUGUGCUACGGGGACAUGUACCAAUGCUGUCGCGAUGGAGGAUCAGAAAAAUCGCGCCCAUCACAAGGGCAAGGAGAAGAAGAAAUAUGAAGGUCAAAACCCUAAGGCGUUCGCUUUCUCGAACCCUGGAAAAGGUAGAAGACAAGCUGUGAGGUCUCACGAGCUCAAAGAAAAGCGCCUUCAUGUGCCCCUCGUCGACCGUCUCCCAGAGGAAGCCCCGCCAAUUGUGGUUACAGUCGUUGGACCCCCGGGAGUGGGCAAAACAACUCUGAUCAAGUCAUUGGUUAAACGAUACUCGAAGCAAACCCUCAGCUCUCCAACAGGGCCUCUUACAGUUGUCACAUCCAAGCGCCGGCGCCUCACGUUUUUGGAAUGCCCCUCAGAUUCCCUGGCCAGUAUGGUCGAUGUCGCCAAGAUUGCGGAUAUCGUCUUGCUCAUGAUCGACGGCAAUUAUGGCUUCGAGAUGGAGACAAUGGAGUUUCUCAACGUGUUGGCGUCAAGUGGGAUGCCGGGAAAUGUCUUUGGCAUUUUGACCCACCUCGAUCUAUUCAAAAAGCAGAGCACAUUAAAAGCCGCAAAGAAGCGACUAAAGCAUCGUUUUUGGAGCGAGCUUUACCAGGGCGCCAAACUCUUCUAUCUGUCCGGAGUGUUGAAUGGUCGGUAUCCAGACCGUGAAAUACACAACCUCUCGCGCUUUCUUUCCGUUAUGAAAAACCCACGUCCUCUCAUCUGGCGCAACUCACAUCCUUACGCUCUUGCCGAUCGCUUCUUAGAUAUUACACCACCUACUGAAAUUGAAGAAGACGAAAAAUGUGACCGCACAAUAGCGCUGUAUGGAUACCUACGAGGCACGAAUUUUCCCGCUCAGGGUGCCCGCGUCCACGUUCCUGGUGUUGGAGACCUUACAGUUUCUGCCAUCGAAGGGCUACCUGACCCUUGUCCUACGCCUUUUAUGGAUCAACAAGUUGCAAAAGCAACAGGUAAAGGUGCCCGGAGAAGACUAGGAGAAAAGCAGAAACUACUGUUCGCCCCCAUGUCCGACGUCGGUGGUGUCCUGAUAGACAAAGAUGCCGUGUACAUCAACGUCAAAUCCGCCACUUUUAAUCGAGACGAAGAUGAAGAAGAUGAUGAGAAUCGGGGACUAGGAGAGCAGCUCGUCAUGGGUCUGCAAGGUGAACGGAAACUGCUUGGAGAAGCUGAUGUCGGCCUCCGACUUUUCAAAGACGGAGACACAAUCUCAAGAGAAGACGAAGAAGUCGGUACAGGCAGGAAGCAUAAGCGAUCAGUUCGUUUCAUGGACGAUGGCGUUGGACAUGUUUCCGAGGAGGAGGUCGACGAUGAAGGAUUUGAAAGCGGAAAUGACGACGAAUUAGAUGGUGGAGUAGAGGGAGACUCCGCUGACGACAUAUCUGACAAAGAGGGCGACGACGAAGUUCAAACACCGGCAGACUUUACAGCUAGCUUCCGUGAGAAGCAGAAUGGACAGUCUAAAAAUGCAGAAGACGAUAUCGCUUUUGCUGACAGCGACUCGGACCUUGGCUCCAUCUCGUCGGUUGAAGACCAGGAACUGGAAGAUGGGUCAGACGAGGACGAAGACGAAGACGAAGAUUUCGAAGUAGAUGAUGAUGACGAUAAUGAGGGCGCCUUACGAUGGAAAGAUAACAUGAUUGAAAAUGCCAAAGCCCUCCAUGGAAAGCGCCCUAGCUAUCGUGUCACCGACCUUAGCCGUAUGCUUUACGACGAAUCCAUCACACCCGCUGAAGUCAUCUCGAGAUGGAAAGGUGAGGAUCAGGCUGGUGGUGACGAUGUGGAUGGUGAAGAAGAGGACGACUUUUUCAAAAAGGCAGACAUUGAGAAUGAGGGAGAAUGGGAGGAUCGGACAAUCCCCGUCUUUGAUUAUGAAGAAUUAGAGAACAAAUGGUCCGAGGAGGAUGCGGUGGAAGCCUUACGUCGCCGGUUUGUCUCUGCAAAGCUCUCCGAGGGUGCGGAUAGCGACGAAGAUGAAGACGAAGAUGAAGGUGAUGAUGAAGGCGAUGGCGCAUUCGAAGAUUUGGAAACUGGCGAAGUUUUCAACGGCUUUGAUGAAAAGCUAGGAGAAGAUGCAGAUAAAAGCGAAGCAGAGGGAGAUGAAGCUGAAGGUUCGGUUAAUCUUGAAGCUGAGCGUGAGCAAAACGCCAAAAAGAAGGAAGAACUACGAUUGCGAUUUGAAGAGGAAGACCGUGAAGGUUUCGCCAAUGCAAAGAACGGGGAUCGUAACGAGGACGAAGGCGAGCACGAGUUUGGUGAAGAUGACUGGUACGAUGCUCAAAAAGCACAGCUGCAGAAGCAGCAGGAUAUCAACCGUGCCGAAUUCGAGACGCUCGAUGCAGCCUCUCGCGCACGAGCCGAAGGAUACCGAGCCGGCACUUAUGCACGUAUUGUGCUCGAAAAGGUGCCGUGCGAGUUCUCAACCAAAUUUAACCCCCGGUUCCCAGUCAUUGUUGGUGGUUUGGCUCCAACUGAAGAACGGUUUGGUUAUGUACAAGUUCGUAUCAAAAGGCAUCGAUGGCACAAGAAGAUCCUCAAGAGCGGCGACCCGCUCAUUUUCUCCCUCGGCUGGCGACGCUUCCAGAGUCUUCCUAUGUACAGCAUUUCCGACUCGCGGACUCGCAACCGCAUGUUGAAAUAUACUCCAGAGCAUAUGCAUUGUUUUGGGACAUUCUACGGCCCCCUGGUGGCUCCCAACACCGGGUUUUGCUGCGUUCAGUCAUUUUCCAACAAGCUUCCCGGUUUCCGUAUCGCAGCAACCGGCGUAGUCCUAAACGUCGACGAGAGCACGGAGAUUGUGAAAAAGCUGAAACUGACCGGUUACCCAUACAAGAUCUUCCGCAACACGGCAUUCAUCCGAGACAUGUUCGGUACUUCGCUAGAGAUUGCCAAAUUCGAAGGCGCAUCUAUCCGCACUGUGUCCGGCAUCCGGGGUCAGGUCAAACGCGCGCUCAGCAAACCAGAUGGACAUUUCCGAGCCACAUUUGAAGACAAGAUAUUGAUGAGCGAUAUCGUCUUCUUGCGUGCCUGGUAUCCCAUCAAGCCCCACCGAUUCUACAACCCGGUUACCAACCUGUUAGACCUGGAUGAGAGUGCUUCUGGUGAGAACGGAUGGCAGAGAAUGCGUCUGACUGGCGAGGUUCGCAAAGCCGAGGGCAUUGCAACUCCUCUCCAGAAGAACUCCCAGUACAGCACCAUUGAGCGGCCAACACGGCAUUUCAACCCCCUCCGCGUCCCUCGUCAGCUUGCAAAGGAAUUGCCCUAUAAAUCGCAAAUCACUCAGAUGCGGCCACGGAAAGAGCAAACCUACGUGCAGAAACGUGCAGUUGUUUUAGGCGGCGAAGAGAAGAAGGCCCGCGACCUGAUGCAGAAGCUCAGCACCAUGCACAACGAUAAACGGGCCAAACGCGCCGCAGCACAGGAGGAGCGCAAGCAGGUCUACCGUGCCAAGGUGGCCGAGAACGCUGAAAAGAGGGCUGAGCGGGAGAAGCGCGAGAAGAAAGAUUACUGGAGACAGGAGGGCAAGAAGAGAAAACACACAGAUAGCGAAGGUGGUGGUAGAGGUGGUAAAAAGCGUCGGUGA
Messenger RNA from Talaromyces rugulosus, 5619 nucleotides. RefSeq lists its product as uncharacterized. The record is from RefSeq and is a predicted model, not a curated record. Gene Ontology annotation, biological process: ribosome biogenesis; endonucleolytic cleavage of tricistronic rRNA transcript (SSU-rRNA, 5.8S rRNA, LSU-rRNA); maturation of SSU-rRNA from tricistronic rRNA transcript (SSU-rRNA, 5.8S rRNA, LSU-rRNA). NCBI's taxonomy places the organism in Eukaryota, Fungi, Ascomycota, Eurotiomycetes, Eurotiales, Trichocomaceae. Gene Ontology annotation, cellular component: 90S preribosome; nucleus. The coding region runs from base 1 to 5619 and encodes 1872 amino acids. The transcript is spliced from 6 exons. Gene Ontology annotation, molecular function: GTPase activity; U3 snoRNA binding; GTP binding.